This is a messenger RNA of Aphanomyces astaci, 955 nucleotides long. RefSeq lists its product as hypothetical. The record is from RefSeq and is a predicted model, not a curated record. Lineage: Eukaryota; Oomycota; Saprolegniomycetes; Saprolegniales; Verrucalvaceae. The transcript has a single exon. Gene Ontology annotation, molecular function: sulfotransferase activity. Gene Ontology annotation, biological process: sulfation. Gene Ontology annotation, cellular component: cytoplasm. Bases 29 to 868 code for a protein of 279 amino acids.
UGGAUAUAUUCUCGUCAAUAUAUUAAGUAUGGGAGAAUAUCUCCGAGUGUUUUCUGCACGUUGCGACAACACAGCCAUGCCACUUGACCUCAUCCGCCACGACGGGUUUCCGCUGCCGGCGUCGUACUCCGUCGAGCACUUCGUCUCAGGGCAGAAUCUCCCUGCGCGUCCCUCCGACGUGUUCGUCUGCGCUUAUCCCGACUGCGGUACAUCCUGGGUCCUCGGCCUUGUGAACGCACUGCUCCGUGAGGAUGAACAUACAGUUCAAGCCGCAAUUGACGACGCAGCAUCUGUUCCGCACUUGGAGCGCGAUGGGCGUGAAGCCUGUGAGCGCAUGACAUCCAAAGACUCGGUUCGCCUAUUCAGAACGCAUUUGCCGUACGAUCGCACCCCGCGCCACCCUGACGCCAAGUACAUUGUCGUCGGCAGGAAUCCCAAGGACACGUCCGCGUCCUUCUACCACCGCCACAUACAAGACCAUGCACGAUGGGACGCGUAUUUCGAAGACUUUCUGGAUGGCAACGUCGAAUUUGGCGACUUUUUCGAUUUCUUCGUGCCGUGGUUCGAACACCACAGCGACAACAACGUGCUGUUCCUCACAUACGAAUACCUGCUGGCCGAGCCCCGCGACGGACUGUUGCGGAUCGCGCGCUUCCUAGGGCAAGAUGCGCUGGAAGACCGUCUCGUGGAGCAUAACAGCACGUUCCUGCGGGCGAUUCUGCAUGCCGUCCAGACGGAGAAGGACCGCAUCAAGGUCGGCGGGUGGCGACGCUUAUACACCCCCGAGCAGUCCGCCGCCAUGGACGAACGUUUCGGUGAGAUGACCGAGGGCACCGGCGCCGAGCACAUGUGGAGUGACGUCAUGUAGGAAGCAUCAUGUAGUAGGGGGUGGUAUCAUAGUAUCAUCGUCCGAUGCAAAACUGUGUAUAUUACGGCUUUUUUUCCCUGCGCUAAA